Triticum dicoccoides is the source of this 1004-nucleotide messenger RNA. RefSeq names its product protein LIFEGUARD 2-like. Bases 139 to 876 code for a protein of 245 amino acids. The record is from RefSeq and is a predicted model, not a curated record. Gene Ontology annotation, cellular component: membrane. NCBI's taxonomy places the organism in Eukaryota, Viridiplantae, Streptophyta, Magnoliopsida, Poales, Poaceae. The transcript has 2 exons.
UUGACGUCCAUGGCUGGCGGAAGCUAUUGAGACACCAUUCCUUGGCCCGGACACCAUCGUCGACCCGCCCGUCCGUCGUCCGUAGUCCUCUACCUGCUGGCAAGGAAAAGCAGGCGCCGAUCGAAGGUAGCCGCGGCCAUGGGGAAGCACGAUCACCACCACCACCACCACCACCACGACGUGGAGGCGUGCUACCCGCCCGACGGGUACAUGAUCGAGAGCCCGGAGCUGCGCUGGGCCUUCAUCCGCAAGGUGUACGUCAUCGUCUCCAUCCAGAUGCUCGUCACCGUGGCCGUCGCCGCCGCCAUGAACCUCACCGACUGCGUCCGCAACUUCUUCCUCUCCCGCACCCCCGCCGCCCUCGUCGCCUUCAUCCUCAUCCUCAUCUCCCCCCUCCUCGUGAUGCUGCCCAUGGUCUACUUCCGGCAGAAGCACCCGGUGAACCUGGUGUUUCUGGGCAUCUUCACCGUGUGCGUCAGCCUGUCGGUGGGGCUGGGGUGCCUCACCAAGCGCGGGCCCAUCAUCUUCGAGGCGGCGGGGAUGACGCUCGUCGUCGUGGUCUCGCUCACCGCCUACACCUUCUGGGCGGCCAGGCGCGGCCACGACUUCGAGUUCCUGGGGCCCUUCCUCUUCGCCGCCUGCGUCAUCCUCAUGCUCUACGCCAUCGUCAUCAUCCUCUUCCCCAUGGGCAAGACGGCCGUGCUCGUCUAUGGCUGCAUCGCCGCGCUCAUCUUCUCCGCCUUCAUCAUCUACGACACCGACAACCUCAUCAAGCGCUACACCUACGACGAGUACGUGGCCGCCUCCAUCACCCUCUACCUCGACAUCAUCAACCUCUUCAGGGCCAUCCUCAUGGCCCUCUAUGCCGCCGACUGAUCUUGAUCAGAGCAAACCAGCCAAACCUAACAUGAUGAUUCAUUCGCCUCUGCCUGCCUGGCACAUGUAUGUAUGCUAAACUAGAUGCCGUAUGUAGAUUACCAUGGAUGGAAAGUUAUUACGUGCUC